AAAAAAAAAAAAACCCAAAUAUACGAUCAUUAUAAAUGGCAGAUCCGAUUGCUCCUCAUAGUGCUCCCAUUUCAGCUUACAUGAGUGUACAUGAAGCUACAAAUCUUGCUUACGUGAGAUAUUUCGGGAAAAUUGAUAAUGCAACCAAAGCAAAGUUUAAGAGUAUUAACUCUAAAAAUUUCACUCUUGACUAUGAACUGCCUAAUGAUUCUAAAGUAUAUCAACUAACGAUACCAUUUAAGACACCGUUAAAAAAGAGAGAAGAGAUUAGACCUAUAUUAGAAGAGAUGGCAAAAGAAGCAGAAACUGCUUUAGGAUUACCUAGUUCGCUUUCAGGACCACCUCCAUUAAAGGCUAUAGCUAAAGCAUUAAUAGCUUCAACUACAGAUGUCUAUACUCCGUCUCAACCUCAUGUCCCUCUCAAUAGUUUUUAUUUACCAGAUACAAAUUCUAUGUUGAUGAUUGGUACUUUUAUUGGCCUUUUAACAUUAUUCACAUACACGUCAGAUGAUUAUUUAGAACGUCAAUUUCCACUUCAAUUAUUACAGGUACGAACUAAAAUCGGGACAGAAUUACUUUCAAAAUGCUUCAAAGGCUUGACUGUCUUGCAUCUAUGUGAAGGUACUUUUACACUAUUGACCUGUAUUGGUCGAGGUUGGUAUAGUCCUUUGAAUACACUGAAAUGGACAUUAAGUUCUAUUUUUUUCGGUGUUGGCUCUCUAAAGCAAUUAAAGAAACAUGCAGAAGAUGUUGCAGGCUUGAAAAAAUAAAAAUUACAUGUAUUUUAGUUUAUUUAAGAAAAGAAAGAAAAUAUACACAAUUGUAUAUUAUAUAUAUGUGUGUGUGUUUAUAUACAUAGAU
Messenger RNA from Cokeromyces recurvatus, 861 nucleotides. RefSeq lists its product as uncharacterized. NCBI's taxonomy places the organism in Eukaryota, Fungi, Mucoromycota, Mucoromycetes, Mucorales, Mucoraceae. The transcript has 3 exons. The coding region runs from base 36 to 770 and encodes 244 amino acids. The record is from RefSeq and is a predicted model, not a curated record.